GAGAAAGAAAAAGAAAAAAGUGAGAAGCAGAGUCCAUGUGCGCUUAUUGUAGAGGGGGAACUGCUGGGUGUGAUGGCGCUUUUGCAUUAGUACUUGUAUGAACAGGAGAGUUGGGAACAGUUGUUUUGUGGAACUCAAGGAAUGGCCAACGCUGUGGUGUCGUUGGAAACGUCUGACUGAAUGACAAUGGCUGAGGCAAUUCGUUGUACUUUGUUGAAUUGCAACUGUGACAACUUUAAGCCUGGGAAGCUGAAACGACGGCAGUGUGAACACUGCAAGCAUGGCUGGGUUGCACACGCUCUGAGUAAAUUGAAGGUGCACCACGUGUAUCAGAACAGCCAGGUGGAGAUUGUGCAUUCCAACGUGGUGUUUGACAUCUGCAGCCUGAUGCUGUAUGGAACCCAAGCUAUUCCCAUACGCUUGAAGAUCCUCUUGGACCGGCUUUUUUCCGUUCUCAAACAGGAAGAGGUUAUCAAGAUUCUCAAUGCGCUUGACUGGACGCUACAGGACUACAUACGAGGAUAUGUACUCCAGGAUGUAACGGGGAAGGUACUGGAUCGUUGGACUAUCAUGACAUUUGAGGAGGAGAUUGCAAUGCUGCAGCAUUUCCUUCGCUUUGGUGAGACCAAAUCCAUAGUGGAGCUCAUGGCUCUACAAGACAAGGAGGGGCAAGCAGUUUUAGUUCCCAGCACUUGCACCAUCUCAGAUAUUCGCACUUUCAUUGAGCGUAACACUCCGUGCCCUGCCACCAACUUGUCUCCAACCAAAGCAGAGAAGCAGAAUGGCAACAGCAUGCACCACUUUGAGAACUUCAUUAAUGGCAUGGCCUUCAUGCUGCCUUUCCAGAUGUUAAGUUCUAUUCCAGCUCCAUUUCUUGGCUCCUCAGCAGGUUCACACCAGCAGCUUCACCAACAACACCAGGAAUCAUGCCAAGGAUCAGUAGAGCAUCAGAGUCAGAGGCAAGAUGAUCAAGAGCAGGACAAUCCAGUAAGUGAUAACCCCCUUCAUAUUCCAUAUUCAGCAGACAGCAGCCAUAUCGGUUCCAACUCUGUUAUAUUUACUGCUGAUCAAGACCAAGGUGGAGACAAACGCGUUGAAUGUCUUUCCUCGACAACAAAGAUUGAAGUGGAAGAUUUUUCAACCAGUGACAACUAUUCUGAUGGGCCCCCCACACCCUCCAUGAUCUCUGAUGUGAUUCAAAUGUCACCUGUUGGUAAACUGCACAAUGAGAGCAGUGGAGUGGGGAUUUCAGUCGGAAGUGGGGGCGGAGGAUCUCUGAAGAAGGGCCGUGUAUUUUGCAAUGCCUGCGAGAAAACAUUCUAUGAUAAAGGCACACUGAAAAUCCAUUUCAAUGCAGUGCACUUGAAGAUUAAGCACAAGUGUACAAUUGAAGGAUGCAACAUGGUAUUCAGUUCACUGCGCAGUCGCAACCGCCACAGUGCCAAUCCUAACCCACGACUUCACAUGCCCAUGAAUCGCAACAACAGAGACAAAGACAUAAGGGACAACUUGUCUGCGGAUGAGUGCUCUCCUCGAGAGAAAACAUCUGAAUAUGUCACAUCCAUUCCAAUCUGCUCUACAGAAAGUCACAAGUCAGUUCCCAGCUACAUGGUGAACCAGGUGGAUUGUGGCCCAAAGAUGCACAGCAACUCUUUCCCCAGUAUAGGCCAGAGUGCCAUUCUCUUUCCCAAUUUAAAAACAGUACAGCCAGUCCUGCCUUUCUACCGCAGCCUUGUUACCCCAGCAGAGCUUGCCAACACCCCAGGAACACUACCCUCACUCCCCCUACUAUCAUCGUCGGUUUCUGUAAAACAUACCACUGUUUCUGACAUCUGCAACGCUGACCCCAUACCCAAAAAAAAGUCUCGAAAGUCAAGCAUGCCAAUAAAGAUUGAAAAGGAGAUGGUAGAACGAGAUGAGCAGAUUGAUGAGGGGAGUAACUUUGAAGAGGUCAUUUCUUUACUGGACAGAGACAAAGAAGAAUGUGAUGGUCACAGAGCAGAAGGACAAAUGUGCUUUGUGAGAGCUGGGAUUGAGCACAAAGAGAAAGGGAUGUAUUUUGAUGAGGACCGAGAAAGCAAAAGUAGCAAGUCUUGUAUACUCCAAACUAUAGGGAUGUCACAGGAAGAGCACAAAGAUUACAACACACAACAAGUAGAAAGACUGACCACCAUUAGCUCGUGCUCUCCUUUUAAAAAAAAGUUGAUUCAGACCCUUGGUGACACUCAGGUGGGCAGUCAGGAACUCAAUUGUGAUGAGGAAAGUGAUGGUAAAGAGUGUACAAAUACACAAUAUGAAGAUGAUCAGGUUUCAAAGCUGAAGUGGAGUGACUACAAGCUGACUAAUGGGAAUGCUCUUCAACUUUCAGCCCACAAGAAGGAAGGAUCUGAGGCCAGUGUAGACUGUCAUGAUAACUCAAGUUUAUCAGACCUUGACUCUUAUACUUAUCAGUUCCACCCCUGUGAAAUCUGCAGUAAGACUUUUAAGAACCCCCAUCGUGUCAAGAUGCACUACCAAAAUGUGCACCUUAAGGAGAUCCACAUGUGCACAGUCAAUGGCUGCACUGCAACGUUUCCCUCACGCAGGAGCCGAGACAGACAUAGUGCAAAUUUGAACCUUCACCACAAGCUGAUGACCAAAGACCUUGAAAACCAAACAAAUUUCCUCUACACUCCCUCAACCCACUACCAAGAGAGAGACUCUGUUGCCAUGGACAGAGAUAUGUCUCUUCAGGAACCAAGCUGCCAGAACUCUGUGGUAUUCAGAGGACACAAUCGCAUGGGUUUGGUCUACCCCAUGAGCAAAAUUCAAACACCUUUAGCAAGCAAUGAAACAUCUCAAAAAACAGGGAUCUGUGUAUUAAGAGGGGGAAGUGGUGAAGAUGGGACAGUACUGGACCUUAGCACCUCUUCCUGUGCUCCAAUUCACUGCAGCAGCAGUGGCCGAUCCUGCUGGGACUCAGAUGGAGUUGACAGUAAAGAAGGAGAUGGUGCUGAGGAGGAUGUCGAGGGGCUCCAUAUGGAGGACAGUGAGGAGAGCUCUGACGACAUCAGCGGUGGGAGGCCUGGACGAGGGAUGUUGUUGCAUGGGGGAGGGGAGAUCUUGAUUUGUGGUGGGGAAGCACAGAAUGGACUUCAGGGAAGGGGAAGUGGGUCUCCAAUAACCUGCCACUUUUGCCAAAAGGUCUACAGUAACAAAGGGACUUUCAGGGCCCACUACAAGACUGUCCAUCUCAAAUUGCUUCACAAAUGUAAAGUUCCUGGGUGUGACACUACAUUUUCUUCAGUACGCAGCAGAAACAGGCAUAGCCAGAACCCAAACCUCCACAGAAACCUGGUUGUUAGCACAGGUGCAUCUAUUGACCAGGGAUAGAGAUUGUGGCAGAUUUCAAUCAGCGAAGUCCUCCUCGUGUUAUUAAUUUUCAGAGCAACUAAAAGGCUCAUCAAUUAGGACUUCUAAAAUUACAGUCCACCUCGUCAAUCGUUUGGGGGAAAGAAAAACAAACAAAAAACAAAGUACAAUGCUCUGUGUAUACAAAAAAAAAAAACAAGUGAACAAUACGUACAUGUGCCAGUGUAAGUCUUGUGCAAUGAAAUCCUGCCAGAUUAUGUUUUUUGGUCCAAAUUUCAAUUCACAUCAUUUCAAUCUGUAGUAAGAGAUGAUGUACGUGUAUAUAUAUUUUUCCUGGUGUUUUUGUGUUCAAUUAUUCACAGCUUUACUACAAAGGUGGACAUAAUAUAAUAAUCAAGAACAAUUGUGAAGAAACUUGUACAUGUGUCAUAUGGUUGAUUUUGACAACGGUUUUUGAAAAAUGUUGGUCAAAGAUCUGCAGUGUUGUUAGUUGACCAGUAAAAUAUUGUAUGUUUUUUCUUUGUGAUAUGUAUUGUUCUCUUUCUAUACUGUUCUGUUAGAUACUACAAAUCUCGACCAAAGAUUUUUCAGUUCACAGGUGUAUGUAUAUACAGUGGAAAGCCCUUCACAUUGAGUAAAAGGGUAUGCAGUAUCAAAAAAGCCAUGUCCAUAAAGUACUUUACACACUUUACACCAGUAUACAGGCUUCGGCUCGAUUGUAAUAGAAAAUAAAGCACAAACCAAAAAAAGUGUGUUGAAAAGCAGUCUUGGUUAAUGGGAUUUGUAAAUCACAUAGGACCUGUUUUAACAGAGGAAUUUAUUCUGUUGUGUUGGCUUCCUCAAUUGGCCUGACUGACUGGAGAAAGAACUUACAGCUACUUAAUGUUUGGAGGCUUGCAAUACAUGUACUGUGAAUGAGUCAAACACUGAAGGAUAAAAUAGUAAUAAAAAUGCUGCAAACGUGUUUACACCUAAACAUACACACAUGCAAAACCAUUAAUAAAUUGUUUCUUGUACUGUGAAUACAAUAGUGGCUUUGUUAAAUUAAAACAUGCUGGUACAAUGGUAAUUAGGGUAAUUUCUUGGCAUUAAAAUUUUUAUAUUUUCUUUGUUGGGGUGUAUUUUUUUAAUGAAUGACAGGAAGGUUGUGUUGUACACUAUGGUCAUUGAUACUGUAUAGGCUUUCUCUUAUUUGUUUUUCUUUGUGUGUUUCCAACCAAUGG
Molecule: messenger RNA, 4574 nt
Organism: Phycodurus eques (leafy seadragon)
Lineage: Eukaryota; Metazoa; Chordata; Actinopteri; Syngnathiformes; Syngnathidae
Gene: bnc1
Product: basonuclin zinc finger protein 1
Exons: 5
Coding region: 181-3372 (1063 amino acids)
Biological process (GO): regulation of transcription by RNA polymerase I
Cellular component (GO): nucleus
Source: RefSeq, a predicted model, not a curated record